UUCUAAUUGCUCAUCUGUUAGGCAGUCCAAUUAGUAACUCAACAAGCUUAGAAGAACAUCAGGAUGUUUAGAGUUGCUUGAAUACCUGCCUGUAUAGGAGGUGCUCUCAGUUUCUGUUAACAACAAUGGGUUUCAACCAAGUGGGGUUUGAUGUAGUGUUGUUUUUGGCAGUUAGCUUGUCAGUAACACAAUGGCCAGGAUUGAGGAAUGUUAGUGUUGGGCUUCAACCUAACAAACCAGGUCAUCCUUCACUGUAAGUGAGUGCUGGGUUGCCUUCUCAGUGGGCACAAAAUGAUCCCCAGAGUGGAAGCCCUGCAGUAGCCCCACUUGGAUUGCACCUUCAAAAUCCUUUAGAUGCUCAAGACCAGCAAGUAAUGCAAAGGCCAGUGAAGAAACUGACUUGGCAUUUUCCAGCAGCACCAGUGAACUUUGUGAGACUGUUUAAUGCUGUUCCUACCCAGAGAGUAACAGCAAUGUGCAAUGAGACUGCAGCGUAUAUAGAGCUUUCCAGAUUCCACAAUGUGAGCAGCAAUGCUCUCCUGCCUGCUUGGAUUCCAUAUGCUUCUGCUCAAGCUGCUGAGGAACAUCUCAUUUUCCCCUUGAGGCUCAUGAUGGAUGACUGGAUAUCUGAAAGGCCUUCCAACUACAAUUACCACCUGGGAGAGCUUAUAAAUAUUGAGGCAUGGGUAGUGCAGUUCAACCAUGUGCCCCUGCAUGUCCUUGUACACAGCUGUGUGGCCACUGCUGUCCCUGAUAUAAAUGCAGUCCCCAGAUAUUCCUUCAUUGAGAACCAUGGGUGCUUGACUGAUGCCAAGCUUACGCAGUCCAGUUCCCGCUUCAUGCCCCAAACUCAAGCAGCUAAGCUGGGGUUUCAGAUGGCGGCAUUCAAGUUUCAGCAAGUGAACAGUAGCUGGUUCUAUAUUGGAUGCAUCUUGAAGGCAACAGCAGCAUCUGCCCCUGCUGAUGCUGAGCACAAGGCUUGUUCCUUCUCAGGCAAUAGGUAUGAAGUUGUUGCAGCAGCAGCUAUGGUUCAAGGAAGGGACGUGAUCUCCCAUCAGAGCAAGGAAUUUGGGAGAACUGUUGGUGUUCAUGUUUGCAGCUGGAGAGAGAAGUGAGAAUUGGCCCAAUCAUGGUUCUGGAAAAUGUUUGGUAGUCCAAUGACCCUUUUUAUAAAUAAAUUUUUUUAUCACUUC
Messenger RNA from Ictalurus punctatus (channel catfish), 1193 nucleotides. RefSeq names its product zona pellucida sperm-binding protein 3. Gene Ontology annotation, cellular component: extracellular matrix. Gene Ontology annotation, biological process: positive regulation of acrosome reaction; egg coat formation; binding of sperm to zona pellucida. NCBI's taxonomy places the organism in Eukaryota, Metazoa, Chordata, Actinopteri, Siluriformes, Ictaluridae. The transcript is spliced from 7 exons. Gene Ontology annotation, molecular function: acrosin binding. The record is from RefSeq and is a predicted model, not a curated record. The coding region runs from base 375 to 1115 and encodes 246 amino acids.